Molecule: messenger RNA, 1785 nt
Organism: Ricinus communis (castor bean)
Lineage: Eukaryota; Viridiplantae; Streptophyta; Magnoliopsida; Malpighiales; Euphorbiaceae
Product: cytochrome P450 CYP82D47
Exons: 2
Coding region: 50-1636 (528 amino acids)
Biological process (GO): defense response to other organism
Molecular function (GO): monooxygenase activity; iron ion binding; oxidoreductase activity, acting on paired donors, with incorporation or reduction of molecular oxygen
Source: RefSeq, a predicted model, not a curated record
UCUAGUUAUAUCCCUCUCUUUCUCUCCCACUUAAGCACUAUAAGCUGUAAUGGCAGUUCUAUUACCAUAUGUGAAUACCAUGACAGCAGGGCUUAUUGCUAUACUUUUCUUUGCUUUCUAUUAUGUAGUGAAGAGGUCUACUAGGACCAAGAAACUUGAACCACCCAAAGCCGCUGGUGGCUGGCCUAUCCUUGGUCACCUGCCUUUGCUAUCAGGAAACCGACCUGCCUUUCUGACAUUAGGAAACUUAGCUGACAAGUACGGACCAAUCUAUUCCAUACAGCUUGGACGACAGCAAGCCGUAGUUGUCAGCUCUAAGGAAAUGGCCAGAGAAUUAUUCACCACCAAUGAUCUGGCAGUGUCCGACCGCCCUGAACUAACUGCUACAAAGCACCUGGGCUACAACGGUGUCAUGUUCGCGAUAGGACGAUACAGUGAAUAUUGGCGUGAAAUGCGGAAGAUGAUAAUGGUGGAGCUGCUCUCCAGUCGCCAGGUUGAGUUACUAAAGCCUGUUAGAGUCUCGGAAACUAGAACUUUCGUAAAGGUAUUAUUCAAAUUUUGGGAAGAGAAUAAAAAUGGCGCAGGCCAUGUUCUAGUCAACUUAAACCAAUGGUUCGGGGACAUGAGCCUUAACAUGCUUACGGGAGUUGUUGUAGGGAAGAGAUACUUUGGUACUACUGCUGAAAGUGACAGGAAUGCUGCAGAGCGGUGCAAGGAAGGAUUGAGAGGGUUCUUCCAUUACUUGGGGCUGUUUGUUCUAGAGGAUGCAAUUCCAUCACUUGGCUGGCUUGAUGUUGGUGGACAUGUAAAGGGCAUGAAAAAAACUGCUAAAGACUUGAACGAUCUUGCUAGCGAAUGGUUAGAGGAGCAUUACAGGACAAGAGCUUCAGGUGAAACAGUAAAAAACCACGAGCAGGACUUGAUGGGCAUAAUGCUUUCCGUUCUUGAAGGAGUGAAUUUUUCAGGUCACGACACCGAUAUGAUCAACAAAUCUACAUGUGUGAAUUUAAUUGCAGGGGGUAGCGACACCUCUUCAAUUAUCCUAGUAUGGAUAAUUUCAUUAUUACUGAACCACCAAGACUGUCUGAAAAUGGCACAAGAAGAAUUGGACAUGUUUGUCGGAAGGGAAAGACUGGUGGAUGAAUCAGAUGUUAGAAACCUAGUCUAUAUCCAGGCCAUAGUUAAAGAAACAUUGCGAUUAUAUCCACCAGCGCCACUACUAGGACCCCGAGAGAUGAGAGAAGACUGCAUUCUUGGUGGCUACCAUAUAAAGAAAGGAACUCGGGUGCUUCCGAAUGUUUGGAAAAUUCAAACCGAUCCCAACGUAUGGCCAGACCCUUUGGAGUUUAAGCCGGAGAGAUUUCUUACUAGCCCAAAUAAAGACAUCGAUGUGAGGGGACAACAUAUGGAACUGUUGCCAUUCGGAAGCGGUAGAAGAGCAUGUCCUGGAGCAUCUCUUGCCAUGCCAAUGUUAAACUUAUCAUUGGCCACCUUUCUACAAUGUUUUGAGAUCUCGAAUCCUACAGAUGCACCUAUCGAUUUGACUGGAGAUGUUGGAUUGAAUUUUGCGAAAGCAACCCCACUUGACGUCAUAGUUUCACCCCGACUAUCACCUGAAAUUUAUCAUAUGGAAUGACUUUUUUUAUUUUUAUUUGUAUUGUCUGUGUUUUAAAAAUAAUAUCUUUAAAAGAAUGUCAGAAAUUUUGGGUAUAUGCUUAUGCAUGUUGAUUGAAUAUUGAAAUGUAUGAAUUGUUCAAGAAAUUCUAUGAUGUAUAUAUAUACAUA